Cladophialophora yegresii CBS 114405 is the source of this 7494-nucleotide messenger RNA. Its product is annotated as FKBP12-rapamycin complex-associated protein. The transcript has 2 exons. The coding region runs from base 1 to 7494 and encodes 2497 amino acids. The record is from RefSeq and is a predicted model, not a curated record. Lineage: Eukaryota; Fungi; Ascomycota; Eurotiomycetes; Chaetothyriales; Herpotrichiellaceae. Gene Ontology annotation, molecular function: protein serine/threonine kinase activity; protein binding; protein-containing complex binding. Gene Ontology annotation, cellular component: TORC2 complex; TORC1 complex; nucleus. Gene Ontology annotation, biological process: negative regulation of macroautophagy; protein phosphorylation; TOR signaling.
AUGGCGCAGCAAGGCCCGGGUCCCGACCCAAGUGAACGCAUCUUCACAGAUCUGCGCAGCAAGAAUGAUGAAGUUAAGAACAAGGCGGCAGCGGAGCUGCGCGAUCUCAUAACCUUGCUCUCCCGCGAAUGGUCCCCCGAGCGCUUCAGCACCUUCUAUGACAAAGUUACGACCCGCAUCAGUAACCUCAUUGUGCAGGCUCCUGACGCCAGCGACAAAGUAGGCGGAGUCCUCGCCCUCGACCGACUGAUAGACUGCGAUGCCAUCGAUCCUGCUCAGAAAGCCUCAAAGUACUCAAAUUACCUGCGCGCGGCGCUAAAGAGCAAUGACUACAGUGUCCUCGAUGCGGCCGCCCGUGCUCUGGGCCAUUUGGCUCGGCCGGGAGGAGCGUAUACUGCAGAGCUCGUCGAGGCUGAAUUGACUUCGGCCUUCGAAUGGCUUCAACCCGAAACGAAGCAAGAGAGCCGCAAGUUGGCAGCUGUGCUACUCAUCCGUGAGCUGGCGAAGAACUCCCCAACCCUCGUCUACGGUUUCAUCCCACAGAUUUUCGAUCUAGUCUGGAACGCCCUCAGAGACCCCAAAGACCUCAUCCGCCGAGUCGCUGCCCAGUCCGUCAGUGCCUGCUUUGGUGUCAUGGUUGCAAGAGAUGCUCAAUUCCAGAAUCAUUGGUUUGCCAAAAUAUACUCCAAAACUCUUGAGGGCUUCCGUCCUAACACGACUGUCGACGAGACUCUCGGUUCACUCCUGAUCCUGAACGAGCUACUGCAACAGGGCAACAUGUUUAUGCAUGACUUUUACAGAAAUGCUUGCGAGAUUGUCCUCCGGUUCAAAGACCACCGAGACCCUAGGAUCCGGACACAAAUUGUGCAGGUCAUCCCUGUCCUGGCGGAAUAUGCACCUCUGGAGUUCAUCAACAAUUAUCUCCACAAGUUUAUGGUCUACCUUCAAGCACAGCUGAAGCGGGAUAAAGAACGCAAUCAAGCCUUUGUUGCCAUUGGGCAGAUAGCAAAUGCAGUUGGUAGUGCUAUGGCUCAGUAUCUUGACGGGAUCAUUCUCUACAUCCGAGAAUCGCUCAGCGCUAAGACUAAGAACCGAGCCGCGGUCGACGAGGGCCCCAUGUUCAAAUGCAUCAGCAUGCUUGCGGGUGCUGUUGGACAGACACUUAGCAAGUAUAUGGAAGCCCUCCUUGACCCCAUCUUUGCCUGUGGCCUUACAGAACCGAUGGAACAAGCACUCGAAGACAUGGCGCACAAUAUUCCGCCAAUUCGAGCAACUAUACAGGACAAACUACUGGACCUCCUCAGCUUGAUACUCGUCCGGUCGCCCUACCGGCCCCUCGGCUGCCCUACAAACACAACUCCACCACUUCCGUCUUUUGCUAAAGACUACGGUGGGAUGCCCGCCGAGCACAAAGACCAUGAAAUCACAUUAGCUCUCAAGACCCUAGGAAAAUUCGACUUUUCUGGCCAUAUUCUGAACGAGUUCGUUAGAGACGUCACGCUCCGUUAUGCCACGAACGAAAAUCCAGAAAUCCGCCGCGCAGCUGCCCUAACCUGUUGUCAGUUAUUCAUGCUAGACCCCAUCUUGCACCAAACUAGCAACAACGCCAUACAGGUUGUUGGCGAGGUGGUGGAUAAGCUGCUGACGGUGGCUGUUGGAGACCCGGAUGCCGAUAUCCGAGUUACUGUCCUCCGAGCGCUGGAUAAGAAAUUUGACAAGCACUUGGCUCGUCCGGAUAACAUACGCUGCCUCUUCUUGGCUGUCAAUGACGAGGUCUUUCCAGUUCGCGAAGCCGCCAUUGAAAUCAUAGGAAGACUGACCACAGUCAACCCAGCUUAUGUAUUCCCGCCCUUACGAAAGCUGCUGGUCAACCUGCUUACCGGCUUGGGGUAUUCAAACACAGCCAAGCAAAAGGAAGAAAGUGCACGCUUGAUCAGUUUGUUUGUGUCCAAUGCUACGUCACUGGUCAGAACUUAUGUGGAAGCGAUGGUUUCUGCACUUCUGCCUAAAGCCACUGAUACGAAUCCAGGUGUUGCUUCAACCACGAUAAAGGCACUGGGAGAUCUCACAUCCGUCGGUGGUGAAGAGAUGGUCCGACACAUUCCUGAGCUCAUGCCCAUUAUCAUCGAUGCUCUACAGGAUCUAGCAUCGCAUGAGAAGCGUGAAGCGGCUAUGCAGACGCUCAGCUCUCUUGCCAUUAAUUCGCAGUAUGUGAUCGACCCAUUCAUGGACUAUCCCGAGCUUCUUGGAAUCCUCAUCAACAUUAUCAAGACCGAAGCGCAUGAAGAGCUCAGGACGGAUGCCAUCAAACUGGUAGGCGUGUUGGGCGCUUUGGACCCUUACAAGUACCAACAGCUCAGCGAGUCCGUCGCGGAGAAGCAAAGCAAGGCAGAGACUCAACCCGUUUCGGAUGUCGCCUUGAUCAUGCAAGGGUUGACGCCGUCGAACGAGGAAUACUACCCGACAGUUGUCAUCAACACGCUCAUGCAAACCAUACUGGCAGAUCACACCCUUGUUCAGUACCAUAGCGCUGUGAUUGACGCUGUGGUCACCAUCUUCAAAACUAUUGGUAUGAAGUGCGUACCUUUCCUGGGUCAGAUCAUUCCAGGCUUUCUCGGCGUCAUCCGCAGUUCUCCCCCUCCUCGUCUAGAGUCCUAUUUCAACCAGCUUGCAGUUCUUGUCAAUAUUGUACGUCAACAUAUUCGAGCUUUCUUGCCCGACAUCAUCGAGGUGAUCAGAGAGUUCUGGAACGUGUCAAGACAGGUUCAAUCAACCAUUCUGUCCCUGAUUGAGGCCAUCUCCAAGUCUCUGGAAGGAGAAUUCCGUCGAUAUCUCGCUGGCCUCCUCCCCCUCAUGCUCGGCGUGAUUGAGAACGACUCGGAUCUCAGAAGGGAAUCGUCCAUCCGGAUCCUGCAUACCUUCCUGGUCUUUGGCUCCAGUGGCGAAGAAUAUAUGCACAUGAUAAUACCUGCAAUUGUCAGGAUUUUCGAAAACCCAGCAGCACCACCCAAUGCUCGGCGUGCGGCAAUCGAUACACUCGGCAAACUGUCCCGGACAGUCAAUGUCUCAGACUUUGCCUCGCUCAUGAUUCAUCCACUAUCAAAGAUCUUAUCCUCGCCUGAAAAGGUCGUUACGAACUCCUCCGAGCGGUCUCUGAAGUCUGCCGCGCUGGAUUGCAUAUGCGCCCUGAUAUAUCAUCUUGGACAGGACUUCGCCCACUAUCUGCCUCUUGUGGAGAGGUCCACGAAAGCAGGUCAAAUCAACUCCGACAGGUUCCAGAAAUUGAUCGAGAACUUCAAGUCGGGCAAGGCUCUGCCUGUGGAUUUCUACCCGGAAGAACAGUAUGGAUCAACGGCAGAAGAGACGACUUAUGCCAACAUCACAUCUAUGAGACUUCCCGUCAACCAGCAGCACUUGAAGAACGCUUGGGACACUUCACAGAAGUCAACGAAGGAGGAUUGGCAGGAAUGGAUGCGGCGAUUCAGUGUUGAGCUGCUCAAGGAAUCUCCCUCGCAUGCAUUAAGGGCUUGCGCAAGUCUGGCUGGUGUGUAUCAACCACUGGCCAAAGACCUGUUCAACUCUGCGUUCGUCUCAUGUUGGACUGAGCUGUAUGAUCAGUAUCAGGAAGAGCUGAUUCGAUCCAUUGAAAAGGCGCUGACGUCCCCACACAUCCCGCCGGACAUCUUACAGACGUUGCUCAACUUGGCCGAGUUUAUGGAGCACGAUGACAAGUCCUUACCCAUUGACAUUCGGACUCUCGGUCGAUUUGCAGCCAAGUGUCAUGCAUUCGCCAAAGCCUUGCACUACAAAGAGCUCGAAUUUGAACAGGACCAGAAUAGCCAGAGUGUGGAGGCCCUGAUCAGCAUCAACAACCAGCUCCAACAGUCCGACGCUGCUAUUGGCAUACUUCGCAGAGCACAAGUCUUCGGAGAAGUCGAACUGAAGGAGGCAUGGUUCGAGAAGCUGCAAAGAUGGGAAGAAGCCCUUUCAGCCUACCAAAAGCGUGAGAAGAUCGAGCCGGAAAACUUUGACAUUGUCAUGGGCAAGAUGAGAUGUCUCCACGCUCUGGGCGAAUGGAAGAUCCUGUCUGAAAUUGCCCAAGAACACUGGAACAGUGCUUCUACGGAAAAUCGGAAGAAUAUGUCUGCUCUUGCUGCAGCCGCAGCUUGGGGCAGAGGUGAGUGGGAUCUCAUGGACAAUUACAUCAGUGUCAUGAAAGAAAGUUCACCUGAUAGGGCAUUCUUUGGCGCGAUCCUGGCCAUUCAGCGCAACCAUUUCGCAGACGCUCAAUCUUUCAUCGUCCGGGCACGGGACGGCGUCAACUCCGAAAUAACCGCGACAAUUGGGGAAUCUUACAAUCGCGCAUACAGCGUUGUGGUCCGAACACAAAUGCUUGCGGAACUCGAAGAGAUCAUCACCUAUAAACAGAGUGAGGGCAACUCGGAGAAGCAAGAAUCACUGAAGAUGCUAUGGAACAAGAGACUGCUCGGAUGCCAGUCCAACGUUGAGGUCUGGCAACGGAUGCUCAAGGUACGCGCGCUUGUCUUGAAACCGACGGACAAUGCAGACAUCUGGAUCAAAUUCGCCAACCUCUGUCGCAAGUCGGAACGUAUUGGUUUAGCAGAAAGAUCGCUGUCCUCGCUGGGCGGUGGAGGCAAUCUGGCGGCCAAUCUUGUGGAUGCGCCACCGCCCGUGGCUUACGCUCGCCUCAAAUUCACCUGGGCCACCGGUCAUCAAGAAACGGCACUCACAGCACUGCGUGAUUUCACGGCCCGACUUGCCGACGACUUCCAGCAGACUAAUACUGCUUUGGCAAACGGCGUGCAUAGCGACAGACUGAACAACAUGAAUGGUCUUGAUAUGAAUGGACAUGAUUUGCUUGCUCAGAGAAGAAAACGCGAGGAGCUGGAGAGAUGUUCAAAACUCCUAGGCAAGUGCUACCUCCGACAAGGAGAAUGGCAAUCAUUCCUGCUUCGGGGAGAUUGGACGAGUCCCCGGGCCCAAGAUGCGGUGGGAGACAUCCUCAACUCGUACCAACUUGCGACACAAUAUAACGAGACUUGGUAUAAAGCAUGGCAUGCCUACGCCCUUGCAAACUUUGAAGUCGUUACGUCGAUGGCGGCUCACACCGACCAGGACAAAGUUCGCAAUCUCUCGGAACAGGUCAUUAAGACCCAUGUUGUUCCUGCGAUCGCUGGAUUCUUUAGGUCUAUUGCGCUUUCGAAGACAAGCUCGCUACAGGAUACUCUACGACUGUUAACACUAUGGUUUGCUCACGGCGGACACAGCGAAGUGAAUCAAGUCGUGGUCGAAGGUUUUACAUCAGUCAGCAUAGACACCUGGCUGGAAGUCAUACCUCAGUUGAUUGCCAGAAUCAACCAGCCCAACGUCAGAGUCCGAGCUGCUGUGCAUAGGCUGUUGUCCGAAGUUGGCAAAGCACACCCUCAGGCACUUGUCUAUCCCCUGACAGUGGCAAUGAAAUCCUCAGUUGCGCGACGAGCCAACUCUGCAACGCAGAUCAUGGAGACAAUGAAAGUGCAUAGCCCCAAACUUGUCGAGCAAGCAGAUUUGGUGAGUCAUGAGCUCAUCCGAGUCGCUGUGCUUUGGCAUGAACUUUGGCACGAAGGAUUGGAAGAGGCAUCCCGCUUGUACUUCGGCGAUGGUAACGUGGACGGAAUGCUCGCCACGCUGGCGCCUCUUCAUGAGCUCCUCGAUCGCGGGGCUGAGACUCUCCGAGAGGUCUCAUUUGCUCAGGCUUUUGGGCACGAUCUUGCAGAAGCUAGGGCCUUCUGCAACGCCUUCCGUCGCUCGAAGGAGAUCGGUGACCUCAACCAAGCUUGGGACUUGUACUACGCGGUGUUCCGCAAGAUCGCCCGGCAACUCCCACAGCUGAUGAGUCUCGAUCUCAAGUACGUUUCGCCACGUCUCAAGGAUGCGCACGACCUGGACUUGGCAGUGCCAGGCACCUAUCAAUCUGGCAAGCCUAUUACCAAGAUUGUGAGCUUCGACCACGUACUGACAGUUAUUCCAUCGAAACAACGACCUCGAAAGAUGACAUUGAAGGGCUCGGACGGCAUCUCCUACGCUUAUCUGCUGAAGGGUCAUGAAGAUAUUCGACAAGAUGAGCGCGUGAUGCAGCUCUUUGGCCUUGUCAAUACUCUCCUCAACAAUGACACCGAGUCUUUCAAGCGACACCUGAACAUUCAGCGAUUCCCAGCGAUUCCUCUAUCUCAGAACUCUGGACUCCUUGGGUGGGUACCCAACUCGGACACUCUCCAUAACUUGGUGAAAGACUACCGAGAGACCCGGCGUAUCCUACUCAACAUCGAGCACAGAAUCAUGCUGCAAAUGGCGCCAGAUUAUGAUAACCUUACGCUCAUGCAGAAAGUGGAGGUAUUUGGCUACGCGAUGGACAACACCACUGGCAAGGACCUCUACCGCGUCCUUUGGCUCAAGUCGAAGAGUUCCGAAGCCUGGCUCGACCGCCGAACAAACUACACCCGCUCACUUGCAGUCAUGUCAAUGGUGGGCUACAUUCUUGGUCUGGGCGAUCGUCACCCGUCGAAUCUCAUGCUCGAUCGGAUCACUGGCAAGAUAAUUCACAUCGAUUUCGGAGACUGCUUCGAGGUGGCGAUGCACCGCGAGAAAUACCCAGAAAGAGUUCCCUUCCGCCUCACCCGCAUGCUCACCUUCGCCAUGGAAGUCAGCAAUAUUGAAGGCUCGUUCCGCAUCACCUGCGAAAACGUCAUGCGCGUCAUCCGCGAGAACAAGGAAUCUCUCCUUGCCGUCCUUGAGGCCUUCAUCCAUGACCCUCUGCUCAACUGGCGUCUCAACACACGCGAGUCCCCCGCCCGACCACAUUUCCGCUCUGAGCGACGCCAAAGCAUCAUCGACGUACCAGGCGGGCAGCACGAAGACUACGAACGCAGCCCAAUGGAGAACGCGCACAACCCGGCUGCAAUGGCUCAGGGCACAAGCCAUGUUGGCGCGCCGCCAGGCCGCCGCCCACGGAGAAGCAGUAUUCUCGACCCGGCCAUGGGUGGGGGCAGUGUCCUCGAUAAAAUCAUCGAUAACAACAAUACAGCCGCACAAGAAGCCAAAGAAGUACAAAAUGCCCGCGCGCUCCAGGUCUUGGCCAGGGUCAAGGAGAAACUCACGGGUCGUGACUUCAAACCUGCUACCCCAGGCACGCAGUCAUAUGCCGCGACGCAGGCCCUACCCGCUGAUUUUAACGGUUUCGGCCUAGAGUCCGGCAUGAAUGGCACCAAUGGCGUAAUGAACAACAUCACCAACGGCGCAACUGACCAGCGUAACGGCAUGGAUGAUCUGGGCCACAUGAAGCAGCGGGAGGUCAUUGCAGGCACGGCGCCCGAGACGACAAUGGCAGGUAUCGGAGGCCUUGGUGUUAGUGAGCAGGUCGACCGGUUGAUCCUGCAGGCCACGAACGUGGAGAAUCUAUGUCAGCAUUACAUCGGGUGGUGUUCGUUCUGGUAG